AUGUCAAUUUUGAGAGAUUUAAUAGAAUCUGUUGUCCCAGUGGCAUACGCGGACGAACCUGAAGAAGAACCAGUUGAAGAGUCAACAGAAGAUUCCGCGGAUGACUCUGAAAAAGAGGGCGAUGAUGAAGAAGAAAAAGGUGAUGAUGAGGAAGACGAGGAAGAUGAAGAAGAAGAUGACGAAGAUGACGAAGAAGAAGAGUCUGAAGAUCCAUUGGACGGAAUGCGUGCAGAAUGUGCUUCGAUCCCUGCUUGUAAACCAUUCGGUCAUCAUUACGAAGAGUGCGUUGAGAGAGUUACCAAAGAACAACAAGAAGAGGGUUAUGAACAUAAAGCUUACAAAGAAGAUUGUGUGGAGGAGUUUUUCCAUUUACAACACUGCAUCAAUGACUGUGUUGCUCCUAAGCUUUUCUACAAAUUAAAAUAA
Messenger RNA from Priceomyces carsonii, 426 nucleotides. RefSeq names its product ubiquinol--cytochrome-c reductase subunit 6. The transcript is spliced from 2 exons. The record is from RefSeq and is a predicted model, not a curated record. NCBI's taxonomy places the organism in Eukaryota, Fungi, Ascomycota, Pichiomycetes, Serinales, Debaryomycetaceae. Gene Ontology annotation, biological process: mitochondrial electron transport, ubiquinol to cytochrome c. Bases 1 to 426 code for a protein of 141 amino acids.